Messenger RNA from Selaginella moellendorffii, 416 nucleotides. RefSeq lists its product as uncharacterized. The coding region runs from base 1 to 303 and encodes 100 amino acids. NCBI's taxonomy places the organism in Eukaryota, Viridiplantae, Streptophyta, Lycopodiopsida, Selaginellales, Selaginellaceae. The transcript is spliced from 2 exons. The record is from RefSeq and is a predicted model, not a curated record.
AUGAUUGCUGUGCAGGGAGUCUAUCGACUUGCUUGUCAGGCUGCAAUGCAGAGGCAGUCCCAGGAUGAGAUCCAGAAGCUCUCAUGCAUUGGUGUACAUCAGAAUCUAGCUUGCACAGCUUCGGGAAUGGAACAUGUCGCUACGUUAGCGUGUCUAGCGAGAGAUCAUACAUCAGGGUCUCACCCGAGCUGGCUUCGGAGACUGAUACUGCUGCGGUCUUGUGCGCUCAGAAACCUCUUGACCACAAAUUACAACAGGCCUGCAACAGCAUCUAUGAAGGAAAGGCACUUUUCGGAGGCAUAGAUAAUCGACAGGACUAUGCAGACAACGAAAAAUGUAACACAUAUGAUCCGAGACGCAGGCCGUGGUACUUGAAUGCCUUGGCAGUUCAGAAAUCACUCUACAUUGUUUUGGAC